Messenger RNA from Rhagoletis pomonella (apple maggot), 810 nucleotides. RefSeq lists its product as uncharacterized. The record is from RefSeq and is a predicted model, not a curated record. The coding region runs from base 1 to 810 and encodes 269 amino acids. The transcript has 4 exons. Lineage: Eukaryota; Metazoa; Arthropoda; Insecta; Diptera; Tephritidae.
AUGGGGUUUAACCCCGAAGCUAGUGCACUGGAUAUACACCGUCGUGGUGAGGCCCAUACUUCUGGUCGGGGUAGUGGUAUGGUGGCCAAUGCUGGAGAACAAAUCAAUGUGACGGGAAAAGGUCUAGCUGAAACGUUGCUAACUACUUUGGAAAAGCUUGGUCUGGACUUGCUCUUUAUGAAGGCUCAAGGUUACGAUGGAGCUCGAGCCAUGUGUGGAGAAUUCAAAGGUUGCGCUGCUAUUGUCAAUAAAUCGUAUCCGGAAGCUCUCUAUCUUUACUGUGCAAAUCAUGGACUAAAUAAAGCUAUCACACAUGCGUGCCAAAUUCCAUCUAUCAGGAACUGUAUGGCAGCGGUUAAAGCAACAGUGAAUUUCUUCCGUAAUUCCAACAAAGCGGGCGCAAUGUUGAAAGGGUUUAUUCUAGCAGCUAACCCUGGUGCCAGACAAAUUCGUCUCCUGAAAUUUUGUGAGACACGGUGGGUAGAACAUCUAGAUUCUCUCAGCUUAUUCUAUGAGGUUUUAGAAUAUGUUCGCUUGGCAUUGGAGGAAUUGGACGAGAAGACAACACAGUGCGACGGCGUUCAGCCAUAUGCUUUACUCUCUUCAAUUCGAACAGCUCCAUUUAUCAUUGCGUUGACUGUACUCAAACCAAUUUUCAGCUUAACGAAGAAUCUGAGUGUCUUUCUACAAAAAGAAGAUUGCGAUUUGAGUAAAUGCGUAGCAUUUGCCAACGAUUUGUAUGAAGAGCUGAAAGAUAUGCGUUCGUCAGCCGACGAACAAUUUCACAAAAUGUCUUCAAGCGUAUCGUGA